Messenger RNA from Phyllostomus discolor (pale spear-nosed bat), 2284 nucleotides. RefSeq names its product ferredoxin-fold anticodon binding domain containing 1 (gene FDXACB1). NCBI's taxonomy places the organism in Eukaryota, Metazoa, Chordata, Mammalia, Chiroptera, Phyllostomidae. Gene Ontology annotation, cellular component: cytoplasm. The transcript is spliced from 5 exons. The coding region runs from base 36 to 1907 and encodes 623 amino acids. Gene Ontology annotation, molecular function: rRNA (uridine-N3-)-methyltransferase activity. The record is from RefSeq and is a predicted model, not a curated record. Gene Ontology annotation, biological process: rRNA base methylation.
AGCGCUUCCGAGCGAGCGGGGAGUAGAUUGGGGCUAUGGCACCUCGGCGCCUCCUGUUGGUUGGGGAGGGGAAUUUCUCCUUCGCUGCCGCAAUAAGCGAGACCCUGGAUCCCAGCACAAGUCUAACCGCCACCUGCCUCCAGCUCCCGGCCGACUUAGCCCGGGAUCCGGUGGCCUGGGAGAAUCUGCGUCGCCUGCGCCAGCGAGGUACCAAGAUACUUUUUGGUGUGGACUGUACUCAGCUCGCAGAUGCCUUUGAACUGCACGACAGGGAGUUCGAUCAAAUUUGUUUUAACUUUCCGCACUGUGGACGCAAAGCUGGGGUAGCUAGGAACAGGGAGCUGCUUUCCAAAUUUUUCCAGAGCUGUGCAGAUGUUCUUGCAGAAGAAGGAGAAGUACAUGUAGCAUUGUGUAGAGGACAAGGUGGGACUCCUGCUGAUAAUCCCACAAGAGAAUGGCACAACAGUUGGCAAGUGGUUGCCAUGGCAGCUCUGGGAGGAUUCAUUUUAAGUGAUGUGCAUUCCUUCUGCUGUGCGGCUGUGCCAGGGUACAAGUGCACUGGAUAUAGGAGUCAAAAUAAAUCCUUCCAUAUAGAAGGUGCUUUGAACCAUGUCUUCACCCGGAGCUUACCCUUUGAAGGCUUGCAACCAAGAAUCUUCAGGAUCAAACUGGGUGACCAGUGGUUUUCCUUUCCAGAACCAGAAGCACUUGUAGGAAAGUUGAAUAGGGGUUUCCUAGAAGCAUCUUCCCAUCAUCCUAUCAAAACCAUCAACGACAAACUGAUUACUGAAUUGGGCAAAGCUUUCCCUCUAAAAAGGCUGAAGUGUUCCUUCCCUUUGCUACCAGAGGAAGAAACCAGUGUUCUCACUUCCUGGAACUGUGACAUUCUAUCAGCCACCUUUUGGAUUAAUCUUGAAGAGAACUCAAAUUCUGAGUCGCUGACAGGUGGGACACCACAAGACAUGGAGGACUUUCUAGUGUCAUUUUCAGAACUUAGCCUUCCCAAGAGCCCUGGAAGAAAUGGUAAGGAAGAAGUUCGUGAAGGAAUCUGUGGCCGAGCCAAGAUGUGGCUUAGACCUUCUCUCUUAGUGCAUGGUCAGGCUGUCAUCCAAGCACCAGACUUCCUCCCAGGUUCUUUACACAUCCUUAGUGGACCUGUCUUUCAGAAGUGCCACAUCUCGCCUUUCACAAUGCCAGCAUUUCACGAGACUUUAUUUAUCCUUGGGUUUAAUCAAACUCUGAAGGAUGGCUGUCUUCAGUCACUACUGGACCACCUGAAGGGCAUUCUAGAUAGCCUUCUGACUCAGACAUUGCUGGAGGGCUCUAAACGGAGCAAUUUAGUGGAAUUCACCUUUCAACCAAAUCAGAAAGAUUAUGUGAUUGAUGUGAAGUCUCAUAAUUUUGGCCUAGAUUGUGCCAAGGAUCUGAUUAUUGGGUCCGUUACCACAUCUGUUCCAAGCAUUAUACACGAGGACCAGUGUUUUGUGUUUGUGUCAAUAAACUUGGACCUAUUAGCCAUGCUUGUCUGGGGCAUCUCUGACUGGAGGAUGUUGUGGACCUUUGAUAAACGAUUCCUGAAGAAUUUUGUCCCUGGAAAAAUAGAACCCUUUAAAAGCUAUUCUCUAUAUCCUCCAAGCUAUGUGCAUGAUAUUAGUUUUUGGUUAGAUGAGAAGAAAGGGUUUGAUGAACUAGAGUUUCACACUGUGGCCCGAGCAGUGUCCCAGGACACUGUCAUAUCCAUACAAUUCCUUAGUCGUUUUCAGCAUCCUGAGACUGAACAGGUCAGUCUCUGCUAUAGACUGACCUACAAGACCUGUGACAAGGCCCUUACUCAACAGCAGGUAGCAUCAAUGCAGUCCCAGUUUAGGAAAGAGAUUCAACAACGACUACAUGUAACACCUCGGUAGUGUAGUAAAUUCAUUUCUGCAAUGUGAUCUUCAUGGGUGUGGGAUAAAAAAUCUAUAACUGGGAGUCCUUUCUGGACUCCUUUUUUUUUUUUGGUAAAAUCUUUUACCUUGUGACUUUUGACUUUAAAGAUACCUGUGACUUGAUCACUUCAACUUACAGACUAUAAUGUGAUUGGUAACAUAUGGAGUUGUGCAAUGUUUUGAUCCUGAGAAAUGGCUAGGAAAACAAAAUAUCAUCAUGUACUAUAGAUGCUCUAUUGCUAAAGAGGCAAUAGAACUUGAGUAUCUUAUCAAAUACCUAUAUAUUAAUCUGUCCAGAAAAAGUCCAGCCAUUGUUACUAUAAUGAGAAUGGUUUGCAUGAUAUUGAUGUAAUCUG